AUGACGGAGCAGUUUGUCGACAAGAAAGAGACGGAGUCCGCAAGCACGCAGAAUCUGCUGGCCCAUCUUUCAAAUGAUGUGGAGCUUUAUCACAAACGUGUCCAGCAGAAAAGGCAGCUGAAAGAGCAACUGGAUAACGGCGAAAAGAAGCAGAAGGUGAACGCGUCGGAGCCGGAGAGCGCCAACAAGGAGGAGAGUGUGCCGCAGACGGAAAAUGCCGAUUUACGCAAGGAACAAGAAGGCCACGAGACGUCGAAGAUCGAUUUGAGCGCCUCGGCUUUCGUUUCGCCGGCUUUGCCUGUGGUAAACGAUUCGCAGACGCGAUCACGUGCCUGGACCAAGGCCGAAGACGACGCUAUCGUUUACUACAAGGAGGAGAUGAAGUAUUCGUGGAAAGAAAUUGAAAAGAUGUUGAAUGGUAGACAUUCGUGGCAAGCGAUCCAGAUGCGGUACCUACGCAAUCACAAGUCGCGUAACGACUCCUGGUCGCGGUUCAUGGAGCUGCGCCUUGUGAAUGCGAUACGGAAGGACUGGGAAAACAGAUGGAAGCGGAUCAGCAAGGACCUUGGGAACGAUCUAACGGUAGAGCGUUGCAUAAUGAAAAAUAUAGAGCUGUGCAAGAAGAUGGACGACCCCAUUUUUGGCAAAAUGUUCUCGAACAAAGAGAUCACGCAAGGGUACGGCAACCCUAACAACGAUAUUAAAGACGAGGAGAGCCACAGAAAGCUGAUGCUGGUGUACAUGGGGCUUGACUCCAUUAGCUACGAGUCAGAUGAGGGAGAGCAGGCAGAGGGAGCGACUGAUGAGGGUGCAGAAUGA
Messenger RNA from Ogataea haglerorum, 819 nucleotides. RefSeq lists its product as uncharacterized. The record is from RefSeq and is a predicted model, not a curated record. The transcript has a single exon. Bases 1 to 819 code for a protein of 272 amino acids. NCBI's taxonomy places the organism in Eukaryota, Fungi, Ascomycota, Pichiomycetes, Pichiales, Pichiaceae.